CAUCAUUUCAUGAGCUCAUGAAGGUGCGCGAGAGCAGCAAAGGACAAAACACAAACAACUUGAGUCUUAAGGUUUUACUUUUCAGACGGGGUCAAAAUAGAUUUUUCUUCCGUCUUCAUCUUUUAUGAUGGAGGGCUUUGCUGAUCUUCUCACUGAUGCAUUUUCAGAGGGUUCGGUUCCCUCGUUUUCCACGGGAGAUUUGGACUUUGAGAGCUUAUGUUUUGAUGAGAAGAGCGAGGAAGAACAGAACAAAAACCCAGUGACAGAGAACAACGAGGCUCGGCUUCAGGAAGCAUCUGCAGAAGGUGCAGCUUCGUUGCAGGGCCCCAAUGCAGACGCACCGAACUCAGAUGACAAAGAGCAGACUGAUGAGGAAAAUGAUGAAGAGGGGCUUAAUGGGGCCCGUUUUAGCAGUGAGACCCCAGAGGACGAUGAAUGCUCGAGCUCUGACGAAGAAGAACGGAGCUAUUUCUGCUCUGGAAGAGGUGGAGAGGAGGAGGCUGAAGGCCCAGAGGAAGAAGACGAUAGACUGAAGUCAAUUUAUGAAACAGUGCAUGGGAUCCUGGAGGAUGAAGACUCUGAGAUCCUGGAAGAUGUUGAUGAGCUUCAAGUCAGCAACAAGCUGCAAGAAGAGGUGCACAGUGAUGAAGAGGAGGACGGAUGUAGAAAUGCUAACGCUGUAGAAAGUCCUGAGAGUGAGGAGGAACAAGAGGUCGAACCGGACUCCUCUGAAUCCGACGACGAAGGUGUGAAAACUGAGGAGGAAGAGAAAGAAGAACCCAGCGCUGUCGAUCCAGCAGAUUUUGGUUUGGAGUUCUCCUGCAUAUCUCUCCAGAAUCUGGAGGAUCUCAUCUCUGAAGUGGAUGGUGAGGUUUACAGAGAGAAAAUGUCAGACUUCACUGGCGAGGAGCACCAGGAGGCAGGCGAGAGCUUUGCAGAUUACCCCUCAGACUUUUCCUCUGGUGAAUACGGCAGAAAUGCUGCCGCUGCACGGAGCGCCUCGCCUCGUCCACGGGAGGAAGCAGGCCUGGAAAGAGCCGGGACCGAAAGCGUGUGGAGCCACGGGUCUGAGGAGGCGGGUUCUGGGAAGGAGGAAGAGUUCCUGUUUAGCAGAGAUAUAGAAGUAAAUGUGGAGAAAAUGAUGAUGAGCCUGGAUGAAGCAGCUGGAGAUGAAGUUCAGAGGAAAACAGAGCAUUUGUUGAGCGGGACUAGCUUUGAUGAUGAAGAGAAGACAAGUGAGAGCGACUCCUACAGCUCCAGUGAGGAUGAAGAGCCGCUGAGAAGAUCCAGUGAUGUAUUUUCAGAUAAGUCCAGAACCCGAGUCCUUGAAGACGACACAAACCUGGAGAACAUCAAAUCUCUUGGUGCCAGCGGCUCUGAUGAUGGCAGCUUUGUGCGUGACAGACACGAUCCUGCUGAGUUCCUCACCUCAGGGUUCGGUGAGUUAGAAACCAAAACCUUCCUGUAUGAAUUCUUCCUGAGUGGAGAGGACACAGAUGGGACAGAAUCACCUAAUUCAGGGAGAAAUCAGUGUCCGGAUCAAGAUGUCAACAGAUACUCUGUGGUGGAGAAGAAAAACUCGAUACCAGCAAGUCCGUUCGUCCAAGGAUCCAUCGACGACAGCUUCUUCUUCAAUACUGAACCCAAUGACUUCACUGAUGAUGGACAGCAAGAGGAGGAGGAGGAGGAGCAGGAGGAAGAAGAGGAGGAAGAUGAGUACGAAGAAAGGAGAAACUUUGAACAGAUGAAGCAGAGAAUCGAAGCUUUCAAAAAAUUUUACGACAACUGCGAUGACGAGAACGGGCAACAAGAGAGGCAGAUAAAAGUUCAGUUUUGUGCGGACCCCUUAUCUCAAGUGAAUUAUUAUGAAACUGACAGUGACAGAGACUCAGUCAGCAGCUCCUCAGACAGGGAGGAAGACCUGAGCUCUGUAGAACAAUCCGACGACAAAGAAGAUCUGAAUCCUGCAGAACAAUCUGAAGACAAAGAGGAAGAUCUGAAUCCUGCAGAACAAUCUGAAGACAAAGAGGAAGAUCUGAAUCCUGCAGAACAAUCUGAAGACAACGAGGAAGAUCUGAAUCCUGCAGAACAAUCUGAAGAUACGGAGGAUGACCUGAGCAGUGGGGAACAAUUUGAGGACGAGGACGAAGACUCGAGCUCUGCAGAACAAUCUGAUGAACCGCGGGAGCCUGAAGAAGACCAGGACAUCAAACCUGUGUUUGACCCCCCGAUCGUUCAGCAGCACCAGAGUCCGGCAGACGUCGUCAACACACAAACCUGUACAGCGACGCGCAAGUCUUUCAGGACACUGAAGCUGAUUGUGACGCUGGGAGUGCUGACGGUGACCGGGCUGAUGAUGUUCUACCUGACCACGGACCAACCCGACUGGCUCACACAGUUUCUCUUCUAUUAGAGCCGCAGCUCACUUUGGUUAUAAAGAAUGAAAAAAAAAAAAACUCUGUACACAAAUGCAUUUCUACCUUUGAUGCUAUUUUUCUGACCUUUUCUUUGGAAAUAUAUAAAUGUAAAUUACAAGAAAAAAAAAAAACGUUUUUUUUUUUUUUUUAUGAAUCGUGUGGUAAUGAUUUUGUGAAUUAAAGUGCUGAAAUGUCAACCGAAUUUAUGAAUCUCAUUUUCUGAGCUGAACAUUUUCAACCAAACGCAAAUAUGAUUCAAAAUCACAAAACAAACCAGGGUUCUGG
Poeciliopsis prolifica (blackstripe livebearer) is the source of this 2702-nucleotide messenger RNA. RefSeq lists its product as uncharacterized. Bases 125 to 2413 code for a protein of 762 amino acids. Lineage: Eukaryota; Metazoa; Chordata; Actinopteri; Cyprinodontiformes; Poeciliidae. The transcript has 7 exons. The record is from RefSeq and is a predicted model, not a curated record.